This is a messenger RNA of Penicillium arizonense, 1644 nucleotides long. Its product is annotated as MFS transporter. The transcript is spliced from 8 exons. Lineage: Eukaryota; Fungi; Ascomycota; Eurotiomycetes; Eurotiales; Aspergillaceae. The record is from RefSeq and is a predicted model, not a curated record. Gene Ontology annotation, biological process: xenobiotic detoxification by transmembrane export across the plasma membrane. Bases 1 to 1644 code for a protein of 547 amino acids. Gene Ontology annotation, molecular function: fluconazole transmembrane transporter activity.
AUGGAGAGCCUGAACAUUUUACUCCGUGACAGUCUAUUCGGUCGGUUGCUGAACUAUGCAUUGAAGGGCCAGUUUUUCUCUUACAAUGGACCUGAAAGUCUCAAAGAUGAAGGCCUUUCAAGCCCUGACCCCCAGCAGCGGAUCAUAGUAGGCUUCGUUGGCCCUGACGAUCCAGACAUCCCUCGAAACUGGCCCACGCCGGCAAGGACAGUUGCUGGGCUCAACGUAAUGCUCUUGAACUUCAGCUUCUAUGCAGCAUCGGCAAUCUUUACGCCGAGUAUCUCGGGUAUCGAAGAAGCGUUCGGGGCUACCACUGCUGCGGGCACACUGGGGCUUUCGCUCUUUGUUAUUGCGUAUGGAAUAGGGCCUUUAAUUCUUUCCCCUCUGUCGAGCCUGCCGACACUCGGGCGUUCGCCGGUAUAUGUCCUUGGCUGCCUUGCUUUCUGCUUACUCAACAUCGGAACGGCUCUGGCAAAUAAUCUACAAACCGUUUUAAUACUGCGCUUUUUGGGGGGCUUCAUCGGAAGCACACCUAUCAGCGUCGGCGGCGCCUCGCUGAUGGAAAUCUGUACACCAACUGAGGCUCCCUACGCUAUUGCAUUCUACGCAGUUAGCGGAGUUUGUGGGCCUAUUCUAGGACCGAUUCUUGGAACCCUUGUAAUAAAGCGUUGGAAAUCCUGGACAGCGACGCUCUGGCUCCUUUCCGGCAUCACGGCUUUCACGACCGUAUCUGUUUUCUUCUUUCUACCUGAGACGUCAUCCUCGAAUAUCCUUCUUCGCCGAGCAAAUUGCCUUCGUGCGCAGACGGGCAAUCCUGCCUACCAGAGUGAAGCUGAGAUCGAAUCAUCAAGCGAAAGUCUCGCUGUACGAAUUGUCAAGGACAUGGGCAACGAUCUCAAACUUGCUUGUCUGGACCCAGUCAUUCUAUUUGUCAACAUGCACACAAUGCUAGUUUACGGUGUCCUAUACCUAUGGUUCGAGUUCUUCCCGUUCGUCUUUGACGGCAUUUAUCAUUUCACCGCUAUCCAGCAAGGCCUUGCCUUUUUCGGUAUCCUCGUUGGAGCAGCGGUUUCGGUCGUUGCAUACGUUCUGUGGUUAUACUUUUCCUACCAGCCACGGGUGGCAAAUGCAAAUGUCGUUGUCGAGCCAGAGGUUCGCCUGGUCCCUGGACAAAUAGGAGCUAUUUGCAUUCCGAUUUGCCUUUUCAUCUUUGCAUGGACAUCACGAGCAAGCGUACACUGGAUCGUCCCAGUAAUCGGAACAGCAUUCUUUGCACCGGGCUUCUACCUCACCUUUCAAUCCAUUCUCAAUUACCUAGGCGAAUCCUAUCCGCGCUAUGUGGCAAGCGUAUUUGCCGGUAACACCUUCUUUCGAAGCUCGUUCGGAGGAGCACUGCCGCUGGCUGCACCACGCAUGUUAAAUUCACUUGGAAUUGGAUGGGCCUCGAGCAUGCUGGGGUUCAUCGCUGUUGCCAUGGUGCCCUUACCUUUUAUAUUGCAACGAGUUCAACUGCCCAUUGCUGCAUACCACUCCAACGUGUGGAAAACUAAAAAGUUGGCACGGCCUUUCUGGAAGAUGAUUUCGGUGGCAGAUGCCUCUCCCUUCGAGACUCUGACGCCAUCCGCGCUCAUUGGUCUCCGCUAG